Molecule: messenger RNA, 10416 nt
Organism: Drosophila nasuta
Lineage: Eukaryota; Metazoa; Arthropoda; Insecta; Diptera; Drosophilidae
Gene: sns
Product: nephrin adhesion molecule sticks and stones
Exons: 22
Coding region: 989-5719 (1576 amino acids)
Biological process (GO): cell-cell adhesion
Cellular component (GO): cell-cell junction; plasma membrane
Molecular function (GO): cell adhesion molecule binding
Source: RefSeq, a predicted model, not a curated record
CUCAUUCUGUGUGGACGCCUUGCUUACGCCAAGCAUACGUACGCGUCGUUCAAGUGCGUCGCGAGCAGCGCACACAUACAGCCACAGUCGAGGAACCUACACAGACCCCCUCACAUUCACACAAGCACACGCACACACAUACACAUGCAUAAUAAGUUAAAGGCACAAGCAGCAGCAGCAGCAGCCGCGCGGUAACAACGCCAAAUUAUCGAGUCUGCGCCAAAAAGUGAUAGCAAUUGUUGUUAAUCUUAAAGUUGUGCAAGAAGAAAUCAAAGCGUACCCUUAACCAAGGUAGAAGUGCCCCAAAAAUAUUGAAGGCGCAAUUCAUCGCCGUUGUUCCGUUGCUUUUUCCCAUCUGUUCGCGUCGUCGUCGCCGUCGCAGUUGACGUCGCCUCGUUGUGUUGCGUCGCGUCGCGUUGGUUCGUCGCCUCGUCAACAGUUUUGUUGUUGUGUUGGUCGCGCGUCAGCAUCGUAAGCUCCUCGCUGGCUGUCCGCCGUCGGCAGCUGCAGCCAGCAGCGUGCGACAUGUCACAUGUCUUGGCCUCAGCAUCUCCUGCUUCCUUCGACUUCAUUUGUUGCCUUUGACGGCAGCCGCAACAGCAGCAGCAGUAGCAACAAUGCGCUAAUGAAAACGGAGCAAGUGCAAAAGGCAACGAAAAAUUCUCAACUCCCUCUCCGGUCCCUUUUAGUAGCCCUCAAACAUGUCUCUGAACUAAACGCAAAUGCAAAUUGAUCGUCGCGAGUGCAAAAGUGACGUCACAAUUUAACGAAAGCAACAGUAGCAACAACGAUAACGAUAACGAUUGCCAUUGCGUUUGCGAUAACUAGUUUAACUGGCUACAAAUGUGGCGCUGCAGCAAGUGCAGUAAAUGCGGCACGUUGUUAUAACGUUGAGCAUUGGGAAUAUUGAACACAGCAGCGCCAGCUGCAGCAGAAUAACAGUACCAGAAACGGUAGCAGCAACUACAACAGCAACAACAACAACAAAAUGGCAGUGACAAAAGCCGAAACUGAAGCAGCAGCAGAACCGCGACUACAGCAAGAGCAACAACAUCAACAACAACAACAACAUCAACAACAACAGCAGCAGCAGCAUCAACGCAACUGCAACAAUUACUGUUGCCGGCAACAACGGAAGCACCAGCAGCAUCAACAACAACAACAACAUCAACAACAACUACAGCAGAAGCAUCGACUACAGCAACAGUCGCAUUGGAUUAAACAUCUUCAAGUGCUGUGCAUUGUUGUCGCAUUACUCCUGCUGCCCGCAUUGGUCCAUGGCCAGCAGCAAAAGUUUCGCACCACUCCGCACGAUCUGCAAGUGCUCGAAGGAGCCGAGGCCAUGAUGCGCUGCGAGGUGGCCAACGUAGCCGGUGCCGUGCAGUGGACAAAGGAUGGCUUCGCACUCGGCUUCUCGGCUGUUAUACCCGGUUUUCCACGCUACUCAGUGCUGGGAGAUCGACGACAGGGCGUCUACAAUCUGCGCAUCUCGAAUGCCUCCACGCACGACGAUGCCGAGUAUCAGUGCCAGGUGGGGCCAGCCCGCCUCAACUCUGCGAUUCGCGCCAAUGCCAAGCUGACUGUCAUAUCGCCACCUGCAUCGAUCGAGAUCAAAGGAUACAGCCACAACUCCAAGGUGGAGGUGCGCGAAAACCAGGACUUAACACUCAAGUGCAUUGUGGCCAACGCCAAGCCUGAGGCACAAAUUGUUUGGUACCGCGGCAACGUCGAAUACAAGCCAGAAAAACGGGAUGAUAAGGUGGAGGAGACGACGCCUAAGAGGUUCACGACAACGUCCAGUCUGAAGUUGAAGCCUGGUGCUGAUGAUGACUACACGGAAUACACGUGCCAGGCGAAACACAAGGCGCUUUCGCCGGAUAUGCCGAUGCGUGCCACAGUUCAACUGUCCGUGUUGUAUCCACCCGGUCCGCCGUAUAUUGAGGGCUACUCGACUGGCGAUAUACUGCGUCGCGGUCAGACAGUGGAGCUCAUGUGUCGCAGUCGCGGCGGCAAUCCGCCUGCUCAGCUCAUCUGGUACAAGAACGGCUCCCAGAUACGCAUGGCAUACAGGACAUCUGGGCGGCUGUCGGAAAACAUUUACAGCUUCACCGCGGAGGCUGGCGACAACAAGGCGCGAUUCCGUUGCGAGGCGAGCAACGUCAUGUCUCAGACACCGCUCAAGGCGGAAGUCGAUUUGGCUGUUCUAUUUGCCCCAUCACAAGUCACAGUUACAGGACCGACGGAGGCGCGAGUUGGCGACGUUAUUCCCCUAACGUGCGCCACGGCGCCCUCGAAUCCACCCGCGGAUAUCAAAUGGAUGGUGGCUGGACGCCAGAUACGAAAUGCUACCUCAAAGACGACCGUCAGCACAGAAGGUGGAUGGACAACCAGCUCUAAUAUCACCACCAUUGUGGAGCCUAACAAGCGUUCUUUAGUCGUAAUCUGUCAUGGCCUAAACAUGCAGCUCACAGAGAACGUGGUCGCCACGCAUACGAUCAACGUCUUAUAUCCACCCGCGCCGCCAUUAAUUUCGGGCUAUAUCGAGGGACAAAUUAUACCAGCUGGUUCGGUGCAAAAACUGCUCUGCGUUUCAUCAGGCGGCAAUCCGCUGGCAACGUUAACGUGGUACAAAAACGACAAGCGGAUCAACUCGGUGAUUCGGGCUGCAGACAAAUCCGUUUCGGCCGAAAUAACUAUUUUGGCCAACGUCACCGAUAACCAGGCCCAAUACCGAUGCGAGGCCUCGAACAGUGCCACCGAAAUACCGCUGUUCGAGUCGACAACGCUUAGCGUGCACUUUGCGCCAGAGACGGUAAAAAUACGCAUUGAACCGGAAGAACUGCGACCUGGCAUGGAGGCAACCAUCAUUUGUGACUCGAGCUCAAGCAAUCCACCGGCAAAGCUGUCCUGGUGGAAGGAUGGCAUAUCCAUUGAAGGCAUUAAUAAUACGUCGAAGCCAGGUCUCUGGGGCGGCACGGUCUCCACGCUCGAGUUCAAGCUAAACAUCACCCAGGAAAUGAACGGUGUGGUCUACACCUGCCAAAGCGCCAACGAGGCACUGCAGCGCAGUGUCCACGAGGCAGUCAGCCUCAAUGUGCUCUUUCGACCCAAGUUUGUGCCACCGCCAUCGUGGACAUCGGUGGGGUUGGAGGGUGAGUCCUUGCAGGUGCCGCUGCAAGCGAAUGGUAAUCCGGAAGCUGUCGUCUAUACGUGGACAAAGAACGGCGUUGCCAUACCGCAGGAUUCGAGUGGCAGCGUUUCUGCUGGCGAGCAUCGCAUAUUUGCCGAUGGCGCUGUGCUUAACUUUACCAAGCUGCAUCGUGACGAUGCUGGGAUCUAUUCCUGCACAGCCUCUAACUCACAGGGCAAAGCGAAUCUCAACAUAACCGUUGUGGUUGAAUAUGGCACCACCAUCAAGUCCGUGUCGGAGAACAUUAUUGUGAAUCCCGGCGAGGAUGCGAUGCUCUCCUGUAGCGUUGAGGGCAAACCGCUGGCCGAGGAGCAUGUGAAGUGGGAGCGUGUCGGCUAUGACAUGAAGGUGAAGACCACCACAACCUUCACCAAUGGCACCGCCUAUCUGCACAUCAAGGAUGCCCAGCGCGAGGAUGUGGGAAACUUUCGCUGCGUCGCCGACAAUCAUGUGGCCAAUCCCACCAACCGCGACGUCCUGCUCAUCGUCAAGUUUGCCCCUGAGAUAGCCAAGUCGCCAACGUUGCUGCGAGCAGCGAGCGGAACUGGGGAGCGUGGCAAGUUGCCGUGCCGUGCCCAAGCAUCGCCAAAACCGCAGUUCAUUUGGCGGCAGGACAACAAGGAGCUGCCCAUCAACCAUACGUUCAAGUACGAGGUGGAGGAGCGCAAGAUUGACUCGCUCACCUAUGAGUCCUCUCUCAUCGUCGAGAAGGUGGCGCCCGCCGACUAUGGAGCUUAUGAGUGCGUUGCCCGCAACGACCUCGGCGAGGACAUCGAGACUGUGCGCCUGGACAUCACCUCACAGCCCGAGCCGCCGCUCAGUCUCAACAUUCUGAAUGUGACCCAUGACACGGUGACUGUGGCUUGGACGCCAGGCUUUGAUGGCGGACUAAAGGCCUCCUAUCGCGUUCGAUAUCGCAUGGCAGACCGCGAGCAGUACAAAUACAUUGAUGGUCUGCCCAACAGUCACAAGCUGACCAUUGGCGGACUGAGGAUGAACACGAUGUAUUUGUUCUCCGUGAUGUCCUGGAAUGAUUUGGGCCAGAGCAGUUACCUGCCGGAUUUGACGCGAGCCCAGACCAAAGAGGCGCCGCCGCCAUCGCAUCCAGCAUCGUCGCUUGGCGGUGGUCCGCCGACCACCAGUCAGACUCCAUUGGGCGGUACCUCCGGCAUGCUGCUGGUGGGCGUGGCCUCCGGCAUCACUGUUGUGUUGCUCAACGUGUUUGUCAUCGGCUGCUGCCUGCACAAGCGCAACGAGAAGCGUCUGAAGCGAGGACUUGAAAUGCUGCCAGCCGAGCUAACGGAGGACUCCAGCAACACACCGAAUCUGGUCAUAAUUGGCAUCUCUCUGGCGGCAUUUGGAUUCCUCUUGGUCAAUGCGGCGCUCGUUGCCUGGUUCAUUGUGCAUCAACGUCGCAAAAAAGUGGCGGAAACUACAAAUCAACCAGGCAAAACGGCGACCAUCGAAAUGUACGCGCCCAGUUCGUACAAUGACACCGUUACCGGCGAGACACUGUCCAGCGUGUCGGAGAAGAGCGAGUCCUACUCCAAUGAGGGCAGUCAACCGGAAUACAUUGACGAGGCGCGAAAGAAGGCUGCAUCGACGUAUCUGGUGGAGAGCGCUGACAUGCCACCGCCCAGAUACCAAAAGGACGGCACCCUGCCAGCAUUAUAUCCAAAUAAUAUGGUGAACGCUUGCACGCUGCCACAUCCGAGGCACAACAAUGGCCACGCCGCGGCAAUGACGCGCGACGAUCAGAUGCUCAUCAGCAAGGGCGUUUACAUUCCGUCCCCGUCGCCAGCACCGCCGCCGGAUGGUUCCUACUACAAUAUGAACAGUGACAGAUAUUUGUCGUAUCCGCCUUUGGAAUACCCGGCAGCAUUGGACUUCAGUGGACCGCCCCUGGCGAUGGCACAUCUGCAGCCCAUGCCCAUUACGGUUACCUCACAGGCGGCGGCGAUGCUGUCGAGCAACGGAGGCGCGACGCUCGUUGGCAACGGCGGCUCUGGUACCUUGAGGCGUGGCAUCUUGCGGGGCGUUGUGGGAGUGCCGCCUCCCGAUGUAACACAUCAUACGACAGCCGGCGGCAGUCCGAUGCAAAUACUGCACGAUCUGCAUCCGGUGAAUCUGAGUGCAACCACGCUGACCACGAGUACAACGCUCAAUGGCAGCAUGACGACAGCACUGCCACUCGGCACAGCGACGCUGCCACGUCAACCCCACGGCAUCCUCAAGGAUCCCAAUCGCAAUAAGCAACAGCAGCAGCAACAACAGCACCAGCAGCAACAGCUACAACAACAGCAACAGCUGCUUAAUGCCAGCCUGGUGGGCGUGCCGGUGUCGGCACCCGUUGGCAGCCUGCAGAUCUUGAAUCUGCCAGCGACGAGUGCGGCUGGACUGGGCAACAAUUUGCUGAUGACAACCAGUGCCACCUACGACCCAGCGUCGCUCAGCAGCUUCAACUCGAGUGGCGGCGGACCCGGCGGUCUCCCAGUGGCCUACACAGAUGCUGAUGGCCAUCUCGUAUAGCUGUAGGCUGAGACUGGGGCAGAGCAGCAACCCCGGUACUAAAAGAGAGGGAGAGUAGGGCAGGGGGCAACAUUCAUCGCCUAACUGAAUGCUAAUCCAACAUGGUAACUACUUGCAAACAGCAUACAUACAUACAAACAUACUCGUACUCGUAUAUCUCGUAACGUACUCUUGACUUGACUCGACUUGACCCGUAGCUAGAGUUUAGGAGCUUUCUCUUCUUCAGCAUGUGUCUCCUCGGUCCUCGACGUGUACAGGAGCAACAGCAGCAACAGCAGCAACAGCAGGACAACUGUCCAUUACCUUAUUCAAAUCAGCUACGGAAUUAGUUUAUGUAAAUUUUUAAAACGGAACACACACUUCCUCCGCAGCCAAGCCACAGAACAUUGGACUGUUUAUUUAGAUAAAGAACGCAACGAUCUCAUUGCUUGGCCAUAGCCUGGAGAGGAAGGAGCACGACUGACCAACGCUCCAGCUCCUACUUUUUGCCUCUUGCUAAUUAGCUUCGUUGGCAGCAAUAACAACGGCCAUAACAACAACUUUGAGCAGUCAGUCAGUCCACAGCUUGCGAAAGGGAACGAGCGGAAGCUGGUCAAAAAAUUUUGAAAUUAGUUCAGUGGAACGAACGAAAACAGCGCACAGCCGUUUGACAGCUCCCUAGGGCGUGCUCAGGCCUCAAGUCGCUGGGCACGUGAUUGUGCUGGGCGCACGGAGGCGUGGCAGUGCCAACAAAAGGCAAAAUUAUAAAAAUAAAAAUAAAAUAAUACAACUUGAGCAGUUGACAGCAGCAGAAGCAAGUUACAGCGAGCGAUUAGUUUGUCCCGUCACCACCAGCUCCACCUCCACCUCCACCUCGAAUCUUCCAUCCAACUCUGACUCUGCGCCUGGAAGUUAGUGCUUUCAUAUAUUGAGAGGCAUCCUCCGAUAGAAGCAAACGAAUUUGUUUGUCGAGCGCAUUUGUUGCUCGACCCCCCCGACAACAACAACAACAACAACUGUCACGCCCCCUUUCUUUGUGCUCUCACAUUAUCUGCAGCUACUAUAGAUACAUAUAUACAUAUAUAUACAUGUACUAUAUGUAUAUACUAUAUAUUCAAAAGGGGACAAUUCCGCAUUUGGAUUGCGAUCUAUGUGGCAAGGACUCGUUUUGGAGCCGUUCUUAAGUGCUUGCCGCACAUUUGCUUCUCGCUACUGCUGAUGAUUCUACUUCUACUUCUGAUGCUGCUGCCACUGCUGCGUCGUUGCAGCUCAGCGAGCGUGACAUGCUCAUCUUGGGUACGCCAUUAACUUCUGUUGCUGGCCGCGCUGGAGCACAUCAUGACAAUUCUAUUAUGUAGUACCAUCAAUGCCGAGCAAUUUAAAACACACGCAGCAGCGCAUCGCCCGCUUCUCUUCUCUUCUCUUCACUUCUCUCUGCUUGACUCGGGUGUCAUCUUGAGCCAAGGACAAAGAUAGAAAAAUUCAAGGCGUUAACUGCUAUAUGAAUGUCUUCUUCUCUCCGACUCUGCUUCUGUGUGUUGGUGUGGAUGUGAAUGUGUGGCAGUGUGGGCGUGUGUAUCUGUGUGUAUUAAUUAAUAUUCAUCGUGCUGUAAUUACCAAGUCAAGGCAGGCAUUGCCUUUGGCACUUGCUUCCAUCCUUACUAUCUUCUCUUCGCUUCUGUCUUCUUUUCUUGCUCUUAUUCUAAGUGCUUCUAAUGCAGCUGCAGCAGCAAGCACUUCUCCCUCAAUUUAGCCAACGAAUGACGCUUGAGAAAAAGCAUCAAUAAAGAAAUGAACAGUUUGGUUGCAUGCCACAUGCAUGCUUAUUCAAAUGUUGCCAUCUCGCUCACUUCGUUUCGCUUGCUAUUCCUUGAAGAGAGCUGCUCUAUAGCCACACUAAUUAAAAAUUUAAUUGCAUAAAGUAUUCGAAAUUAACGCACGCAUACACAAUGACAAUGCUGCAGUCGGUUACAAAGCGGCAGAUGAAGAUAAGGCUUUGAGGAAGACAAUGCAAGAAGUCAACAUUGAUGUGCUGCAUACAAUAUCUCUGCCACACACACACACACACACACACACUCACACAUAGCAGUAUUUAUCAAUUUAGAAGGCCUUUGCUGCAGGUCCUUCCUUUCCUCACCUCCUUCUGCUUCACACGCCCGCACAUUGUCACGCCCUGCAGCUGGCUUUUGUCUGCUGUGGACUCGCUUCGCUCAUAGGCUCUUUUGGCUCUUUGGCUCUUGUGCUCUUCGCUGGGAUUUCCGCUAUUGAAUAAUUGUGAUUGCUGCUCAGAGAUAAAAGUUAAAUGAGCAGGAAAAUAAGGAAAAUUACACAAUGAAGCUUAAUGCCACAAGAGACAAGUCUGCAUAUGACCGUACGAAAUCAUUAUUGAAACUUUCUUACUGCAAGCAAAUUGAUUACAGUGGUGGCCCGCAAAUUGAUGACACCGUCAAGAAAGCAGUUUCAGCAAUUAGAACUAAAGUUUUCCAUUUUUAUUUCAAAGCAACUUUCUUAGCUUGACUAAAGAGCUGACUUAGCAUUCUACUUUUGGAUUGACCUAACUAAAUGCUGAUUGUAUUUGUUUAAAACAAAAUUCAGCAGAAUUUAACAACAUUAUUGAAAACACUUUUACCUAAUUUCGGCAAUUGUUUAAAUGAAAAAUAAAUAUUAUUCGUUAAAAUUUUACUUACUUUCAAGUUUCUUAGUUUUCAUUGCUGUUGCAAUUCUUUUUCGAUUCGAAACAUUUUACUAAAAGACUUAGUAAUUUAUAGUUGGCUUUAAGCGCUUAAAAUACCUUUGUGGAUUUCAUGAACUCAAGUUUUUUAUUUUGCAGACAUUUCACAGAAAAUUAUUCUGACUCAAAACAGUCAGUAAUAAAAGCCAGAACAGAAAGUAAGAGAUGGAUUUUUUUGAAUUUAAAAUUAUUGUUGCUCAACUGGCAAAUGUACACGUCUAGGAUUGGGAUAUAUACAAUAGAUAAAUAUUGACAUACUUAUGUAAAGCUUAUACCCACAUAGUGCUGCCAAAAUCGCAUUAAGAGAUUUAAUAUAAAUUGUAUCGAUAAGUAGCUAAGCGAACUAAUUAAACAACACACAAGUCUAGAGAAUUCAAGAGAAAUAAAUCAAUAUAUAUAACAUAUAUAUAUAUGAAUUAUACGCUGAGGGAUAAACACAAGCAGCAGCAGUCAGCGUUAUGCAUAUUUAGACCUACGCAAUCAAUAUGCCAAAUUUAAUUUGUACAAUAACGAAAAGGUAAAAACCAAAAUAAAAAACAAGAAAUGUAAAACGAAUUAAAUUACGAGUAUAUAAAGGAUAAAUGCAGGUAUAUAUAGAAAAGAGACAGUCAUACAAAGAAAUAAAACGAGACAAGUAGAAAAUAGCUAUAACAUAAAAGUAGAUUUAAUUUCGCAUUUCGUAAUUGUAGAACAAUGUUUUACACUACACAUACAAAUAAAUUGUAAGUGAUAAAAACAAAAACAAGUCAACACUUGUCACGCCCCUUUACGCCCCCCAAAAUGAGUGUACUAGUUAAUAGGCUAUCUGAGAGUAUACUCACUAAAUAUUCAUUCAUUCAUUCGUCACUAAAGUCUAUCGGAGUUUAUGCCCACAAUACUCGUUCUUACUGUUUUUUAAUUGCACUUCAUGAUUAUCGAAUGUAUAAAUAAAUUGGUUAUGAAUACGAGUGUGAAACGAAUAGAUUUUUAUACAAAAAUUAAAUGUCUUCCCCGCGUAAUGGAAAAUUUCAUUUGUUAUUGGAUACAGAACACCAACUGUGUUUUAUUCCAUUAUUAAUCACUUUCUGCAAGUGUAUAAUUUGAAAUAUAAAUGCUAUGUAUGUAUGUGCAAGUCUGUAAUUAUUUAGUUUUUAAUGCGUAACAUAUGAUAUGGGGGAAAUUAAAUAAGACUAAAUAUUAAUUAUUGUGUUACAUUAUUGAAUUAAAUUAAGUUAAUGUACAAAAAUUUAGUAUAUCUAAAUAAAUUAAAAAAAAUAGAUAUAUAUAAAUAUACAUGAAUAGCAAAAGCAUGGCCAAAGAGAUUUGUUAACAAAGAAAUUAAUUAUUUACAAUUCACUCUCCAUUUGCCUUGUAUUAUUUGAAUCUGUUUGAUGGCCGCGUAUCACGAAAUUCAAUUUAAAACAAUUCUCCUGUUAAUAAUAAUAAUAAUAAUAAUACUUAAUAAUAAUAUGGACACGAGUAUGUAAAACCGAAAGACAAGACUUGAAUAAUAAUCUCCAUUUAUGAUGAUACAUAGGUUAAAUUGUAAUUCAAUCCAAUGCAACGUAACUAGAAUACAUCAACAGGUAUAGCAUACAUACAUAACAACAACAACCACACAACAACCAAUACAAACAUGCGUACAUACAUAUGUAUAGAUGUAUAACCAGCUAUUGUGAAUGUUUUUAUGAUGAUACAAUUAGAAUAGAAUAACAUAUGCAACGCAUUAUUAACUGCUAAAUGGUGUACAGAUGCAUAAGAAUACAGCGAAACAAUAAACAACAAAAUUCAACAAAAAAAUAUAUAUUAAAUUAAAUUAAAUUAAAUUAAAAUUAAACUGUAAGUUUAUUUGCUAAAAAAAAAAGAAAAAGGAAAACAGAAAGAGUUAAGAGAAAACGCAUAUGCUGCAGUCGAAAAUUUGUAUAAAUUAAUUUGAAGGAAUGAGAAUGAUGCAUAUGAAACUAAUUGCAUUUUUAAGAAAUCUGUUAAUAUAUGAAUAAAAAGAUAC